CUGACUCGUCUCACUCUCUCUCUCAUGCCUUCGUUCUUCAGGGGUCUCUCCUACAUCUCCCUCUUUCUUUCUCUCUCUCAUGCCUACGUUCUUCGGGGGUCACUCCUACGUCUCCCUCUCAUGUGACUCGCGUCGCCGGCUCUUUCUUUCUCUCGUUGGCAACUGUAAAUUUGCUUCUUAGGAGAGACAGGGUCCUUAUCACCCUAAAUUUUAGCAACCUUUUCAGUGUCACAUUUGCCUACCAAUUAAUUGGAAACAGUGAUGGACUAUUCAGAUUCAAGACACAAACCUCAUAUUAUUGGGAAAGUUUUUAUUGCAGUUUUUCUGAUAGUCCUGUGCAUACUGAUAACGAAGAAAUCCCCAGAUCCUAGUGGCGCCAGUUUGUUAUCUCUUCAUGUGCCUGGGGCAACUCAUGUCUUAGUAACAGGUGGUGCUGGCUAUAUUGGCUCACAUGCUGUACUUCGACUGUUAAAGGACUCAUAUAGAGUGACCGUAGUGGAUAACCUUUCAAGGGGAAAUAUUGGAGCUAUUAAAAUUCUCCAGGCACUCUUUCCUGAGCCUGGGAGACUUCAAUUUAUUUAUGCUGAUUUAGGCAAUGCAAGAGCUGUUAACAAGAUAUUUGCAGAAAAUACAUUUGAUGCUGUUAUGCACUUCGCAGCUGUUGCGUAUGUGGGAGAAAGCAUGCUUGAACCUCUUAGGUAUUAUCACAAUAUAACAGCAAACACUUUGGUAGUUCUUGAGGCUAUGGCAGCUCAUGGCGUUAAAACUCUUAUCUACUCAAGUACAUGUGCUACAUAUGGAGAACCAGAAAAAAUGGCCAUUACAGAAGAAACUCCUCAGGUUCCUAUCAAUCCUUACGGAAAGGCCAAGAAAAUGGCAGAGGACAUCAUUCUGGAUUUCUCAAAGAACUCAGAUAUGGCUGUUAUGAUUCUGAGAUAUUUUAAUGUCAUUGGGUCAGAUCCAGAAGGAAGGUUAGGUGAAGCUCCCAGGCCUGAACUGCGAGAGCAUGGUCGCAUAUCUGGUGCAUGCUUUGAUGCAGCAUUAGGCAUCAUACCAGGGCUGAAGGUUAAGGGAACAGACUAUCCAACAAGAGAUGGAACUUGCGUAAGAGACUACAUUGAUGUCACGGAUCUCGUCGAUGCUCAUGUCAAAGCCCUUGAUAAGGCAAAGCCUAGAAGAGUUGGCAUCUACAAUGUCGGUACCGGGAAAGGUAUAACAGUGAAAGAGUUUGUCGAGGCCUGCAAGAAAGCAACAGGCGCAGACAUUAAGGUUGAGUACCUCAGCCGCAGACCAGGGGACUAUGCCGAGGUUUACAGCGACCCUUCGAAGAUCAACCGUGAGCUCAAUUGGACGGCACAUUACGCUGAUCUUGAAAAGAGCCUUUCGAUUGCAUGGAGAUGGCAGAAAUCACAUCGGAAUGGUUAUGGGUCACCCUGACCAAUCCUCCCAAGAUGUGGACUUAAAAAGAGUGGAAGGCCUUAACAAUGCUGUUGCUUAGUUCAAUUCAGACACACUAGAGUUGUCACUUGAAGACAUUUAACUGUAGGAGCAGGGUGCUGUUAUGUUUUCUUUUCUUUUUUCGGUGUGAUGGAAUGCUGAAAGUUUCUAAUAGCUCAGAUUUUCUUUGGAUCAAUGUGGUUUUAUAGUAUUAGUGUUAUAUUAUGUAAAGAAUUUUUUCA
Molecule: messenger RNA, 1679 nt
Organism: Musa acuminata AAA Group (dessert banana)
Lineage: Eukaryota; Viridiplantae; Streptophyta; Magnoliopsida; Zingiberales; Musaceae
Product: probable UDP-arabinose 4-epimerase 3
Exons: 11
Coding region: 262-1437 (391 amino acids)
Biological process (GO): beta-D-galactose catabolic process via UDP-galactose, Leloir pathway
Cellular component (GO): cytosol
Molecular function (GO): UDP-glucose 4-epimerase activity
Source: RefSeq, a predicted model, not a curated record